Messenger RNA from Colletotrichum chrysophilum, 1551 nucleotides. RefSeq lists its product as uncharacterized. The record is from RefSeq and is a predicted model, not a curated record. NCBI's taxonomy places the organism in Eukaryota, Fungi, Ascomycota, Sordariomycetes, Glomerellales, Glomerellaceae. Gene Ontology annotation, biological process: transmembrane transport; carbohydrate transport. Gene Ontology annotation, molecular function: carbohydrate:proton symporter activity. Gene Ontology annotation, cellular component: membrane. Bases 1 to 1551 code for a protein of 516 amino acids. The transcript is spliced from 4 exons.
AUGGACUCUCCUCGCGACGAGGUUCACGACGUCAAGGUGGAUGUCACGCACAAUGAAGAGGCCCUUCGGGAGGCCGACCGCCAGAUGAGUCCGAUGGAAUGUUUGCGUCGGAAUCCAAAGAUCGCUCUUUGGACUCUGUACGCCAACAUUGGAUCUUGUCUGGUUGGUUUCGAGAACCUGGCGUUGUCAGUAUGCUUGGCCAUGCCGGCAUUCCAGAUGACCUUUGCGUCUGAGGUCAAUGGAGCUCUCAUCAUUCCGGCGUACUGGCAGUCAGCAUGGAACGCCAUGUACAACACAAUGAUGUUCUUUGGAUCGUUCACUGCUGGAUACGUUCAAGAUUGGUUCGGUCGUCGGGCGGUCAUGGCGAUGGCGAUUGUCGUAUCCGCUUGCGGUAUUGCGAUCAGCUACGUCUCCGAGACCCCAUCUCAGUUCCUGGGAGGCAAGAUCGUCACUGGAUUUUCUGUCGGUCUCUUCACCGCGACCACCCAGACGUAUGUUUCUGAGAUUGCUCCUCUGCCCAUCAGAGGCAUUGCGCUCUCGGUCAACACCAUCAUGCUGAACUUGGGCUUCCUCAUCGCCAUCUCAUCCAGCUUCUCCCGAACCGCGAUCAUGGACAAGUCGGCUUUCCGCGUUGUCUUCGCCGCGGCCUGGGCAUUCCCCGGAAUCCUCGCCCUGGGCUUGCCCUUCAUGCCCGAAUCACCGACAUGGCUGGUGCUUAAGAACAAGCACGACAAGGCUCGCCGGUCUCUGGAGCGACUUUCCGGCGCCACGGAAGACAUCGACACCCGCUUGAACCAGAUCAUUGAGAACGUCGAAGCCGAGCGCCGUCUGGCCGCCGAGAAGGCCUCCUUUGUCGAUUGUUUCAAGGGAACCAACUGGCGCAGAACUCGCAUCAUUCUCAUCUGCUUCUACAUUCCCCAGGUCACCGGCGCGGUUCUCUCGUCCAACGCCCCGUACUUCCUCAACCAGACCGGUCUUGACAGCCACACCGUCCUCAUGCUGGUGCAGGUCGGCAUUGCUGUUGGUCUCGUUUCUGCCAUCCUCAACGCCUUCUCGAUGAUGAGGUUCCGCCACCGCCCGCUGAUGUUCUUUGGUAUCACCGUGUGCGUCUGCUUGUACCUCACCAUGGGCAUCGCCGCGGCAUUCCCGAAGACGAACGCGUCGCUCCUGACCAUCGGUGUGGCUCUCAUUUUCACAUCUAUCUCCUACGGACCUGCGGUCGGUGCAUCCAUGGCUGUUGCAGGCGAGGUCUCCGCCUCGAAGCUCCGUGCCAAGUCCCUUGGCAUUGGCGUGGCCUUCUCCUCCAUCGUCAGCACCAUCUGGACCAUCAUCCUACCGUACCUCUUCAACACCGAUCAGCUCAACAUGGGCGGUCACAUUGGGUGGAUCUUCUUUAUUAUGGGCGUUCUCAUGCUGGUGAUCCUCUACUUUGAUGUGCCAGGAACCAAGGGCCGCACGUUUGAGGAGCUGGACCAGAUGUUCGACAUGCGCAUCUCGGCGCGCAAGUUCGAGAGUUACCAGUUCAACGAGGGGCCGGUGGAUACCAAGUGA